This is a messenger RNA of Salvia miltiorrhiza (redroot sage), 1558 nucleotides long. Its product is annotated as (S)-8-oxocitronellyl enol synthase CYC2. The record is from RefSeq and is a predicted model, not a curated record. The transcript has a single exon. The coding region runs from base 273 to 1394 and encodes 373 amino acids. NCBI's taxonomy places the organism in Eukaryota, Viridiplantae, Streptophyta, Magnoliopsida, Lamiales, Lamiaceae.
GAUUCGUAAUAUAUAGCUCUACUAAAUGUAUAUCAAUUAGUAGUCCUACCCAUCUACAACUAGUCUUUUUCCAAUUUCUUAAGGCCAAAGCCACAAAUCUUUCCUAUAAACAAGGAGCUGAUUGUUGAAUAUCUUUAUAUAAUCAAGGCAGUCUACUUACUCCUUUUUGAAGCUGCCAUUAAUGCUUCAUGUUACACAACUAGUAUAUAUAAUCACCUUCACUUAUUAAGGUAAUUAGCUGCAUUGAGCCCAAAACAAAAGAAAAAAUAAUAAUGGCUUCCAAAGAUGCAAAUGUAGCAGCCAUCUUUGGGGCGACAGGACUUGUGGGGAAGGAGCUAGCCAGAAGACUGCUUUCGCGUGGCUGGAAGGUGUACGGAGUAGCCCGUCGGCCGGACACCUCGAUGGCCACCAUCGGCGGUGGUGGCCAUCGCAGGUACCACUUCGUGUCGUGUGACCUCCUAGACUCUUGCGAGGCUCGAGACAAGUUGUCUCGAAUAAAUGACGUGACCCACGUUUUCUGGGUCACGUGGGCUAGCCAGUUCUCACUGGAUAGCCCUGAGUGCUACGAGCAGAAUAGGGCGAUGAUGGCUAAUGCCCUCAUCGCCAUCCUCCCAAAGGCGGGGCGCCUUAGGCACGUUUCGCUCCAGACGGGGGCGAAACAUUACAUCUCACUACAAGGGUUGCUGGGCGGAGAAGUUGGUUGCUACAAUGAGGAGUCGCCGAGGGUGAAUAUAGGCCAUAAUUUUUAUUAUGGCCUUGAAGAUUUGUUGCAAGAAAUGUUGCCAUUGUAUAAAGUGGCUUGGUCUAUUCAUAGGCCAGGAUUCAUCAUUGGUAGCUCUAGACGAGCUUACUAUAACUUGAUGGGUACUAUAUGUGUUUAUGGGACUAUAUGUAAGUAUUUGAACCUUCCAUUUGUGUUUGGAGGCACCAAGAGGUGUUGGGAGGAGAUGUACAUUGACGCCUCCGACGCCCGCCUCGUGGCGGAUCAGCACGUCUUCGCUGCUACCCGCCACGAGCAGGCCGUGGAGGGCCGAGCUUAUAAUGCAAUAAACGGUGAAUAUUUUACUUGGAAGGAAAUCUGGCCCUCUAUCGGGGCCAAGCUAGGGAUAGAAAUGCCCGAAAAAUGCACAUUUUCGGGUGAUUUCGUGUAUUCCCUAGCUAUGGAGGGUAAGGAGGGAGUUUGGAAUGAAAUUGUUGCAAAAGAGGGGCUUGUGGACACUGAGAUGAAUGAUUUGGCAAACUGGGAUUUCUUGGAUCAGAUGUUUCGAUGCCCAUUCAAGAUGUUGUGCAGCCGCAGCAAGAUUGAUUUGAUUGGAUUCAAAAGCAGGUAUCAUGUUUUGGAUUCGAUGGUUUAUUGGAUUGAUAUGAUGAGGGAUGAUAAAAUAAUCCCAUGAUAGAUCAAUGAGUCAAUCAAAUUAGCUAGAGGUGUCACGACUGAUUCCACAUAGAUUUGUGCUACACCACUAAUUUGAUUUGGGCUUCUUGACAUUUGUUAUAAAUGAUAGGGCAUAAACAUGUAUAUUUAUAUGGGAUUUAAAUAGUAUGUGUUGUAUCUGCC